This is a messenger RNA of Ceratina calcarata, 1089 nucleotides long. RefSeq names its product ras-related protein Rab-38-like. Gene Ontology annotation, molecular function: GTP binding; GTPase activity. The transcript has 4 exons. Gene Ontology annotation, cellular component: late endosome; lysosome; phagocytic vesicle. Lineage: Eukaryota; Metazoa; Arthropoda; Insecta; Hymenoptera; Apidae. The record is from RefSeq and is a predicted model, not a curated record. Gene Ontology annotation, biological process: endosome to lysosome transport; phagosome-lysosome fusion. The annotation marks the transcript as partial.
CUGUAAUAAAAACGCUGUAAUAAUAACAGUGUCUUCCAGCUACUCGAUCCUCCACGUUAAUAACCCGGACACAUUUGCAUCCAAGGGAUUAUUCUAAUUCUAAAUACUUUGUAACCGCGUUAAGCGUUAAAGUCUUGUAAAAUAACUGUCAUAAAAUAUACGUAGAUUCUUAUUGAUUUAGUCUACAAUUUGGAACAAUCGAAUCAGGCAUUAAUUAAUAAUUGAUUACUUGAGCUGAUUUCCUGAUAGUCGAAAACUGAACGGCGGUGCUCGAACGGCGGAGUGUUUACGACAAUCGUAAGAGGUGAUAGUGGUUCAAAGAGAAUGAUUGUGGAGCGAGGGGGGCGAGUGUACGACCCCUGAGGUCGAGCCUCUUGUCUUUCUCCGUUUGCCAGUUUACCAAUCGAACUAUCAAUAAGUAGCGGCACCAAAGGAAACCUGUGUGGCUUCCUCGAGUUUGUAAAACAAAUCUGACUAAGAAUAGAGGAAGAAAUGAAUACGAGGAAACCAAGAAGGGACUCAGACGUCCUGCCAUCCAAGUUUGGCCACAAGGAGCUGCUCUUCAAAUUCCUCGUAAUCGGCGACUACGGUGUUGGUGCUGUGCUUUUUUGGAUUGCGAUAAUUGUUUUUCCAUUCAUAGGCAAAUUCACAUCGAAUUACAAGAUUACUAUAGGAGCCGAUUUUGCUAUAAAAACGAUUGAUUGGGAUCCCUUUACGAAGAUAAAUUUACAAUUAUGGGACGUCGCUGGCCAUGAAAGAUUCGGAUACAUAACUAGAGUUUAUUAUAAAUACGCAGUGGCCGCGGCAUUAGUUUUUGAUAUUUCACGAAUAGCGACAUUCCAAUCGAUGAAGAGAUGGCUGACCGAUCUAAGGGAAAAGGUCGCGCUACCGGAUGGGUCAAAUGUACCGGUGGUACUUUUAGCAAAUAAAUGCGACAUACCUUGUCCAGUUGUUGCGGUCGAUCAAAUUGCUAAAUUUUGUAAGGAGAAUGACAUCGGUGCUUGGUACGUGACGUCUGCGAAGGAGAAUACAAACGUUGGCAAGUACAUAUGUCAUUUUUUCAAUCAUUCGCUUAUUCGAAGAGCAACA